UACCCCUGAACGUGACUGUAGCACAUUUUUUUAAUGGACUUGGUGUGUGAGACCAACCGUAGGCUAUUAACCAUUGAAUUCCUUGCACUCACGUGAAGGUGUGUCAUUGGCAAGUAGGGAUGGUUAAAUGGGUACAGAUUGCGUCGCUUAUUGCGUUGUUUCCAUAACAAGUUGUCAUGGAGGUUAGGGAGGGAUGUUUACAUUACUUUUUAAUGUAAUUUCACGUGUGAAAUAAUUAUUUUUUGAACUUAAUACAAGAAGAUUUCUGAGUUAUAAUGAGUGAAACAGACGAGCAAGGAAAGGAUUUGUACAGUCACCACGGUGUGCUCGUGAAAACUAAUCAUCCAAACAGGGAAGAAGACUCGCAGUGUUCCGGCACCCUCAGCAUCGUUGAUUAUAGCUUUGGUAAAUGCAUAGAAUGGAAGCCGACCGACGAUUCAGUGGAUUCAGAAAUGAACGACCAGGAGUGGGCGAUGGUGAAUACGCAUGGACGGAGAGUUCGGACACUGAGUGAGUGUCAAAGCCGCCCACGGCCGAUUCGUAUCGAGAUGUCGGAUCUGAAGAGUUUCCGGGUGACGAGGAACAGCCAGCAGAUUUCGCUGAUGCAGCGAGACGGGACCACUCACAGCUCUUUUUUCUUCCAACAUGCAAAUGCAGAUUCAUUUGUGGGAGCUCUGAAGGCAAAUGUCAAGAUUGCCAAGUCGAAGAAAGAUAAGCAUCUCUAUAUAGUCCUAGACCAGCCAGAAUCUCGCGUGCUGGAUCGAUCGUUUGCUGAGCUCGAUCUGUUCACGGAAAACACCUCGGAUGUGGUCUGGAAGUUUGUUCGUAACCUCCACCACCGCCCGUACGAAACAACCCUGGAAGCUUUCUCCAAACUCACAGACAUUUGGUUGUACAAGCAGCCGGAGCAGCGCCUCAUGGAGCGGGAGGUGGCGGAGCUGCUGAACCGCAGCCUCACCCUGGACGAGACGGAGGCCAGCGUCGCCGGGGAGGACUACGCGGUCAUCAGGAUCCGCGGGGGCCCCGCGCUGCCCCCGCGGCCCCCUUGCCCCCGCGGUCCCCCGCUGUCCGUGGACCAGUGGGCGCGGUGCCUGGACGAGGAAGGCCGCGUGCCGGACCCCGACCGCGUCAAGGACAUCAUCUUCCGCGGGGGGGUGAGCGCCAGCCUGAGGUACGAGGUGUGGAAGUUCCUGCUGGGCUACUUCCCGUGGGGCUCCACGCACGCCGAGCGUCAGCAGCUGCGCAAGAGGAGGGUCGAGGAGUACUUCCAGAUGAAGCUGCAGUGGCGCAGCAUGACGCCCGCCCAGGAGCAGCGCUUCUCCGACUACCGCGAGAGGAAGAGUCUCAUCGAAAAGGACGUCUACAGGACGGACCGCACCAUCCCGUUCUUCGCUGGCGACAACAACCCUAACCUGCAGCUGUUGUCGGACAUUCUGAUGACGUAUGUCAUGUACAACUUCGAUCUCGGCUACGUGCAGGGCAUGAGUGACCUUCUUUCUCCCAUACUGUGCCUCAUGACGAAUGAAGUGGACGCGUUCUGGUGUUUCGUUGGCUUCAUGGACAAAGUGAGCAGCAACUUUGAGCUGGACCAGGCGGGCAUCAAGCUGCAGCUGACGCAGCUGUUCGGGCUGCUGGGGGCCGCCGAGCCGGAGCUGGCUGCCUACCUGGAGCAGCACGAGUCGGGCAACAUGUUCUUCUGCUUCCGCUGGCUGCUCGUGCUCUUCAAGCGGGAGUUCUCGCACCAGGACAUCAUGAGGCUGUGGGAGGUUCUAUGGACUGACUUACCUUGCCAAAAUUUUCACCUACUCAUCUGCGUAGCGAUCCUGGACACAGAGAAGAACAUACUAAUGGAAAACGGCUACGGUUUCACGGAAAUACUGAAGCACAUCAACGACCUGUCGCUGCACAUAGACCUGGACAGCUCGCUGAGCAAGGCGGAGGGGAUGUACCGCCAGCUGACGGCCGCCGCGAAGCUGCCCGACCCAGUGAGGCGGAUCGUCGGCCUGGAGCCGCUGGGAGAGCCCUCGCCCGAGCCGGAGGCGGCAGCCAAUGGCGUGGACGGGAACCACUCCUGCCCGGCGGCCGCCGUCUCCGCGGCGACCGACCCCGAGGACGCAGCCUUCGAGCGGUCGCUCAGCUUCAACUACCUGUAGGGCACGCGGAGGCGUUCCUUCCCGGCUCGCCCGGCCAAGUGCGGGCAAGUGCCUUCGGUUUGCAGGUGUUCACUGCGUUGUAGAACUGUUACAGUUGUUUUAAUCAUUUGUUAUGAUCUGUUUAUUUAUCAUUUGGGUUAUUUCUUGUAACUUUUUAUUUUAUUUUAUUUUUUUACAAAGUAAUGAAAAAAAUUAAUCAUUUUAUGCUGCAAACUGAAUUGGUGAAGGACCGAGUGUAACUCGCAAGUCCUGUGGUAGACGUAGGAAUUGAUUUUAAAAAAGGGGACUUGUUAUUUUGGAUGGGGUUUUGUGAGAGGUACGUAAACUUAUGAAUACUAAAUGAUUAAAAGUGUUUUCAGAUAAUAAAAUUGUUGGGGAUGAGUGUGUGUUGUACCAAAAGUAGUUUGUUUUUGAUACGCUAGUGAGGAACAAAGGUAGAAAAUGAAGGGUUGUACCUAUUUGCAGUCAAUUGGUUAAAUAUUGGAUACAAGUACGUAGUAGAAAAUAUUUUAUAUGUAUUUAGUAGGUUUUUCCUAACAGUGCAUUUUCAAUUUUUGAUUUUCCUUGCACAGUUAGCACCCAAAAACACAAUUUAAUUACAUGCAGAGCUCAAAAAUGGCAAUACAUUUUAGGGUUUGCCCUUGUUUUUAUGCACUUUGUACAAACCAAACAUUUAUACAACCUUAAGUCUUAGGCCGGUAUUCCAAGACACAAAAAUAAGGGUUUAGGUGUCUAAUAUGCUACACUCGUACAUUAACCAUAUUCCUAGUGCACGAAAGGACACGGCCAGUCCCUUAUUUUUAGGGAACGGAUUUUGGUGUCCUUACUGUUGCUAAUCUGAUGCCCAAAUUCCACGCAUGCGCACAGCUAGCUCACUAUUUUGUUGAUUUUGUCCAGAUGGCAAACCUGCAUAUGGCGCCAUUAACUUUGAUGAUCACUUUUGUGAUCAUCAAGAGGAUGUACCAAGCGUGUUGGUGUUUCAAAUGAACUUUACGGUAGCGAAACUAUUCUGGAAUACAUUUUGUAAACUUAAGUGGUCAUAAUGAGAAAUAAUCGCAACUCAAAAAGUACUUCAGAAAUUCAGAAAGGCAGUUCUAUUUUUGUGUGGUGAUGCUGCUAUCCCUGGUAUUUUUGAAGUAACAAUUGUAUCAAUGGUUGAAAAAUGUGUUCGCUAGAAUGCGUUUAAACCAGUUUCUAGCCUUGUACAGGGUAACUUUUAUUAAAACAGUUUUCUUCUUAACUGGAUACUGUUUGGGCGCAUUAGGUUAUGUCUGCGGGUUAGGUUUACGGUUGUAUCCCAACAAGGCAGUGCUACUUUACUGGAACGUCUUGGAAUACUGUCCUCAAAGAUGAAAGCUUCUAACUGUGUAGGUGUUAUACUGUUAUAUUAAUUAUGUAUAUUUCUUGUAAAUUCAAUUUAUAAUCAAGUUUUGAAGGUGGUAGAUAUGUUUGUAAAUACAUGUUGUACAGCACAUCUUGCUAGGAAGAUAAUGGAAAACUUAAAAUGAAUACAGAUAGGACAGCAAAUUCCCAGACACAAAAAAACUUGAAACCAAAAAAAGUUGUUUGUUCAAAUGGCACAGAUUGCAAUAUGGCAUGUAGAGCAGUGUGCAUCAGUUACAUGUGUUAGCUGUAGGCCUGUGCGAAUUUCAGUUUUUUAGUUCAACUCGAAUAUGGAAACAAUUAUCAAAUAAUUUGCAAAUAAUAUCAAAUUCAAAUAGUAAAGUAAGAAUUUUAUAAUCUCACAAAAAAAAUUUUUUUUCAUGUCAUGUAACAACUCCUGGAAAAUUAGACCCAUAAUACUAAAGUGAAAUGUUGGUUAAUUCAAGUCAGCUACAAUAAUUAUGUGGAAAAGUUUGUUAAAAUAUUUAAAUUAUGAAAUAAUUAUUUUUUUAAUAAUGCAGCUAACCUAAUUUAAUGUAACCAACCAACCAGCCUUUCAUUUCAGUUCUUAUUCGCCUUAUUUUCCACAACAUUUUCCAGAAAAUUUUUGUGAACCUCAAAAUACCAUUAAAUCCAUUGCAAUUUAUUUUAUAAAAAAAAUUAAUCUUUUUUUAAUAUACUGUAUUCCCAAAUUGAUUGAGCUCACAUUUAUAUAUUUUAACCCUAUUUAUUUGAAAGUUUUCGUUGUUAAUGGCAGCCAAGUAAAUUGUUUUUGAGUUCAGCAAUAUUAUAAACAAUUUUUGCAAAUUUCAUCUGAAAUCAUAAACCAUUAUUAACAUUUUUAUUAUAUUUUUGAGUCGCAAUGUCUGUUUCGUCAUAGAUGUGUACAGCAAGUAAGCUGUAUCAAAUGGUGUUAAAUCACUUGUGACUGUCUAUUUAACACUGUUGAAACUAUGACGAUUACUGCUUUUAAUGACCAUCUCAUUGGUGUGUCAGAGUUUUGUGGUGUUGUAAUUUGUUUAUUUUAUUUCCACUUCUGGUGUGUGUGCUGAAAAUACAAAUAAUAUUUUGUUUCAAAGUUUGAAAUGUCAAACAUGCCGUGUUUUGAAUUGUUUACACAAUUUUUUCCAUUACUGUUUAGCGAGACAGUCAUGAAAAAAAAAAACUUACAAUAAGUUCUUGUUGCAUGUUUAAAAUGUCACUUAUUUUUCAUGUUUUUAAUUAUGAAGUCACAUUAAACAUCAAAACGAAAGGGUAUUUAUGUAGCUCAAAUGACAAUCUCAGCAGUGAAUGUUGAUACAUAACAAACUCACGAGGUAUGCUAUGGUAAAUAUUCGUUAUGUUGAAGUGUUAGAAUUCGAGGUUGGAUCAAAUACAAAUUGUUUUUUAUUUGUAUUCAAAAAUUUGCACAGGCCUAGUUAGCUGAGUUCAGCAAGCUAUAAAGUUCAAUAUGCUAUUAUUUUGCCUCUGAAGUUACAUUUAUUUCCCAAUUAAUAUUUUCUUCUGUAUUUAGAAUUUGCUACAUUCUUAGACACAUAUAUUGUAACUUUUAAAACUCUGAAAGUGGGAUACAUAUUAUAAACAAUGGCAUCUUUCGCUGAAUUUAUUUUAUAUUAAGAUGAACUAGUUUGAAUUUUGUAUACAAUUUGAAAAUGGGACAUGGUUUUACAAUAUUGAUGAUUUUAUACAUUUAUAAAUUUUCAGGCAAAUUCAUCAUAUUUAGCAAUAAUAUAAAUAGCACAAUAAUAUUUAAAAUUUUGCAUGAGAAAUGGGUGCUAGUUAACCAUCACAUUCAUAAAAAAUAUCACAGGCACACUACUGUAUAAAAAGCAGUAAACAAAUCAAAGAACCUCCUCAAUUCUUAAAAAGUUUUAGCAGCCAAGUAAAUGUGAGGUUGAGUAAAACUUGUGGGGAAAAAAAAGUUGUGACGUUAGUAAACUCCCUAUACACAUAUAAUACCAUUCACAUUACUAAUAAAUAUUACUUAAAUGAAGUGCAUCUUACAUGUAUUUGUGGGUAAAAACUGUUCUUUAUGGGAAACUAGAGAUCAGAAGAGGGAUGUGUCUUGGAAUCAGUGGUGUCUUAGACUAAAGUAAAUACAGUAUAUAUGCAACAGUAGAGUAGAUAAGGAAACCUAAAACUGUGUGCAUGUAAAAUCUGUAGAAAACAUUAAAAGGAUUCGUAAAUGAUGUGCCAGAUUCAGAAUAGUGAUUUUGUUAUAGUAGGUAUACAAUCUACAUAAUUGGGAGUAUUGUGCUAGGAAAAAUUUUUUAAAUCACAAUAUUUUUAUUGUGCUUGGACAUAAAUUUUUAUUAUAACUACAUCUGCCUUUCGAUGUAAUUCUUUUUUUUUUUUUUUUUUUCGGUUUGUAGUGUUUUGAAGUAACGACUGAAAUUAACUAGCCCGAUACUGUCGUAACCUGAUGUAGUGCGGUUGGAAAUUUGAAAGUUAACUUCUUUUUUGACAAUAUUUUUUACCAUUUCUUUUUUUGCUACAGCAGAGAGUGACUUGUAGUUGCUUAUUACAGCUUGGUGGUCUACUUUAAUGUAAGAUAAGUUCCAUGUAAAUAUUUGGCCCUUAAGUUACACAGGGUGGCCAUUCUCUUAGCAAAACCAAAUUCCAGGUUUUAUCCAGGAUUUUUGAAGUGUUUCUAAGAAAUUUAAUGAAAUGUUACUACAUUAAUAAAAAUAUAGGUAACCAUGUUGGUUACGUCAAAACGAAUAAAAUUGACCAUUUAAUAUUACGUACCAGCUAUUUAAUAUUAUAUCAAAUUAAAAGUAUUCCUGUACAACUUCAUUAAUUCUGAUAUGAAAGUGUUUUCCUUGAACAUAAUGUAUGUUCUUUAAACUAUGAAAGUAGCAUUCAACAGCAAAAUUUUAUGAAACAUUGGAAUAAAUAAUACAGCAAACCAUAAAGGGACAACUAAAAUUACAUCAGCUGCCAGGAAUAUAAACAGUACACACAUGACAGUAAUAACAGUUAACUAAAAUAUUUUAUAUCAUCGCCAUUGUUUUUGUUAGUUGAUUGCUAUAAAGCAAGUUCCUAGAUUGAAAUUCUUCAUAGAGAACCUUUCAAUCAUAGUAAUCUGCACAUCAUAUAUAAUUUUUUUUUUAAAGAUACCUCCUUGCCCUUUUUUUUUUUAACUAUCAUAAAAUCACGUAAUAAAGGUUAUUUUCUUAGGGUCGCUCUUGAAAAAAUGAUUUAGUAAGAAACUUGAGGGAAAACAGAAUUAUGACACCAUCCACUAGUCUAGUUUCUUCCACGUUUAACAUAAUUUUUUGGUUUUAUUCUGCAAUAGAGCCUCCAAUCUUUAACAAGACAAAUCAAGAUAUUAGUUUCCAAUGGUCAUGGCUUCUGUUUGUUGUUACCAUCGGUGAAAAUCUUCAGAUGUAAAAGUAAAAAUGAAAAAAAAAAAUUAUUAGAGAAGACAGAAAAUAAAUUGAGCAGCGACUUCCUCCCCAUGCAAACCAAAGUGUUAUCUUACGAGAUGUCACAUUGCUCACAUCCGCUGCGGAGGAUCGCCUGUAAACAGCACACAUGGGUAUAAGUGGUGGCAUGGAAAUUUCACGAAUCAUGAUACAACACCAAAAUUAACAAUUAGUGACAAAACAGCAAAAUAAUUCAAGCGAAAUAAAAUUGAAAUUCAACUGUAAAGCAAGUGUUAAUCUUUGAAUGUGCAGUUAAUAAAAUGUAAUAAAAAAAGUUUUAAACAAGAUUAUUAUGGAGUAAAGUAAAACUAUAACCACAACAUUAAGCUAUGUGUGCACUUAAGAAUUUCAGUUGUUAUUUGUUUAAAUGAUAGGUUUUUUUUUUACUUAUUAUGUUUCACCAUGUACUGGAAGUUUUUAUACUGUAUUUUAUUUUCAGAACUGGAAACCGCACAAAAUUAUAUAUUUGCGAAAUAAAACCGAAUCGCCCAACCUUAAGAACGAAAUGUGAUAAAAAAUAGCACCAUUUUUUUUUGUACCUUGUACUGAUGGCUGUCAAAAGUUCAUGUUUUUCUCAUGGAUUUCCCUGCAACAAAAAAAUUCACAGUUAAUUCAAGGUUUCCCUAUUUUCCCUGUCAGAUGGCCACCCUGUUACAGUUGGGCACUCAUUCACUAUUGUAACACAUAAUUGCUCCUCGCAUUGUUUUUAGCUAUAAAUUAAGAAUUGUCAAUAAGUAUUAAUAUAGAGAGCCAAGAACAAUAUUUAAUAUAUUGUAAAAUGUUCUGUAAUGUUCUAAAAUGGAUAAUAGUUAAUAGCAUUUAACUAAAUGUGCUUGGAAGUGCCAAAAUUAGUCUGAUAUAAUCUUGUUUGAAAAUUAGGAUUUUGGAUAUUCAUUCUCAUAUAUAAAUGUUGGACUCUUAUAUUAAAUUGUGAAGACUGGUCAACCUCAAAAUGAUUACUAGUGAAUAUUUAUGGAUGAAUAUGGCAGUUAACUGAGGUUAUUUGAGUGAAACGUUCAAUAAGGACGGUUCUAUGUUUUGAGGAAAUAGAACGAAAUGGAUCCCAAAACUGAAAUACAAUUUUAUAUGUAAUAGUUAAUAGUGUUGGAUCGGUUUUGAAAAUGUGCCUGUUCUGAUUCUCAUACUUAUUUGAAAUUCAAUUACAAAUUCAGAUUUCCCUGUAUUUUCUAAACCAUAAUACCAGUAAAAAUAGUCAUAAUAGAAUCAAUAACCGGAAUGAUAAACUGUCAAAUGGUAGUUGUAAGUGUUGUAAAACACGUAAAAUAUUACCUUAUAAAAAAGUGCAACAUUUGGACGCUGACGCUCGAGUUCUCGCUCAGCUGCCAACUUGAUGUCCACUGGCCAGGACGAUGGUUGGCAGAAAGAUGCAGAUAAUCUGAACACUUUUAAAUUCUUGCUAACUUUCUUAUUUUAAUCAGCAAGGGAUUAAAAUUUAAAACUGCUUGUCCUAAUGUGCUGGCAGAUGACUCAUGUGAGACCGGCGGUGUUUACGUUGAGUUUUUUUUUUUUACCCAGGAAUGACUGCCAAAAGCCAAUACCAUAAUGUUAGAAUUGACUAGAAUGCACUAUACUUCAUGUUGGAUCAAAACUAGUGAGACUUGCAAUCAAACUGAUUUGGCAGCACCCGUUUUGUUAAACCAACUCGUUUGAGAGGCCAAAAGUUUUGGCAGUUGUAAUUGAUUGCAACAAAAAUAAAAUUUUACGGAGGCAAGUAAGACGUGGUGUCAAGCUUGCAAUUUGGGGAGAGAGGGGGGGGGGAUUUUGUUUAAGUUUACGAACUGUGACUCAACUAAACAUUUAAGACUUUCAAAGGACCAUUCAACAUUCAAGGGUUGAAAAGCAAUUUCAAGAAUCAAACUGAUAAUAUAAAUUAAGUUGCAAAAUACAUGGGUCAAUAUAAUGUCAACAGAAAAAUACAGAGCAAGUAAAGAGUUAGACUGUGCCUGUGUAAAUUGUCUUUUGCGAACGAGCAAGGUAAUAGACAGCUACCGUGUAAAGUUUCACAUGUAAAAGUCUGUAUUUCUCAAUUAUCCGUUUCAUCCCAUUGUCCAGACAGAUAGACAUUUUAUUGUACUGCCAACAUCUACAUAUUAAACAUAUGUAGUAUAUUCAAACAUACAGAGUAAAAUCCCUGAUUCCAUUCCUAGGGGGUUGGGGGAAUGCUCUACAAUAUCUACUGGGCACUCACAGAAUUGAGUGUUAUUUAGGCCUAUUAUUUUUACAAAAAUAAUAUCGAGGACUUACCGGGACUGUCUAAACCUUGUGAAUAACCUUUCAUAAAUGGUAAGGAAGCAAUCUGAUUCAAGUUCAAGACAAAUUAAAUUUAAUAACGUGAUCACAAUUGAGUCAUUAACUUCUCAUUUAAUGUUUGAUUACAAAUGAUCAUGUACAAUAACAUUAUGUUGACUCCCAAACAGAUGUGUCAUUGGCCGCAUGCAAGACAGACUCAGCAGGUGCUUGCUUCACGCUCUACAAAUCCUCAAGAUCCAUUGAAUGUUAAUUGUGUUCUGCUUAUAUUACUGUACCAUUAUUGUAUUUUGAACUAGAGUAUUUUGGAGCCAUGUAAUGCCAAGAUACUAUUUGUGUGGGGUUUUUGUUGAAUAAUUUGUUGCAUUAUGCUGGAUUUUAAAUAAUUAUUUUUUUCAAUAAAUAUCUUAACACAAUAUCAGUGUUCACAACAAA
Messenger RNA from Bacillus rossius redtenbacheri, 9667 nucleotides. It is a transcript of the gene Tbc1d15-17, whose product is annotated as TBC1 domain family member 15. Gene Ontology annotation, biological process: activation of GTPase activity. NCBI's taxonomy places the organism in Eukaryota, Metazoa, Arthropoda, Insecta, Phasmatodea, Bacillidae. The transcript is spliced from 11 exons. Bases 276 to 2153 code for a protein of 625 amino acids. Gene Ontology annotation, molecular function: GTPase activator activity. The record is from RefSeq and is a predicted model, not a curated record.